AGGACCAAAAUGACAUCACUAUGUUAGAGUCAAGUUAUAGUGUGUGUGACUGUGACUAUCAGACUAAUAUGAGCUUGGAAUGCUCUGCCAGGUAGGGCACAACUAAUGGGAAAAUAUUGAACAAAAUGAACGACACAGAAUGUAAAUAGGUGGUUUUCCAAGGCUGUAUGCAACCUGCAGGGAUCCUCAUGUAUAGGCAGGUGGCCUCUGUCUGCAUUUGAGUUGGACAUGACUGUCCUAGGGCAUGCACAGCCCUGAACCUGAAUCCACUUGGGCUUCCUGGCUUUGAGGCCAGCUCCAUAGUUAGGUGGUCACUGCCUCUCACCCUAAUAGCUGCUGUGAUAAUAAUUAGGAAUAGUAUUUAUGGAGCACUUAAAGUUUACAAAAUACUUUGCAAAUCUCUUUGGAUCUUGACAACAGUCUUGGGAGGUGGGGCAAACCGAUUCAGGGUCACAGAGUUAGUGAAUGUCUGAGUCUGGCUUUGACGCUAUCCACUGGGCUACCACCUACCCAGAGUAAAAUAAGAAAAGGACAUAAUUAAUCGGCCACAAAGUCUCUAACGCUGAGAACCCCCCAAGCCACUCACAACUCUCCUUCCAACUCAGGGCUAAGCUGUCCUGCAAACUCCCACAGCCUAUUCGACUAGAUCUACUUUCCAUCUUUUCAAGCUGUCCGUUCUGGCCAGUCUCCUGUUGUGCUCUCCUCGCACCCUGGGCCUGAACUGUCCUGGCCCCUAGCAGGUCAUGGACUCAAUCCAAGCCUUCCUUUGUGGAUUCUUCUCUGGAGAACCACCACCAUUACCUUUCCAUUUAUCUCCCCUUUGUCCACUCAGGAUGCCUGAGACUUCCCAGACCAAAAGACCUUUCUCCCACAGUCAGGGCUCUCCUGUGUGUCGCCUCCCCUGCCUGGAACAUUGGAAGGGAGGGAUGGUCUCAGUUGUAUCCCUUGGGCUUAGCACUGGGCCUGAUACACAGUGCUCUUCCUUCACUUGAUUCAUUAGAACGUCAUGACCAUCUCUUGGGUGAAUGAAAAGAUCAACAAGCCCACCUCAAAUCUGCUUGGGUUCUCAUGCCCCAGGAGGGCAGACUUUGGGCACGGGAAGCUGCCUGUGUCAUUUAGAUCCCUUUGCUGAGGGGGAAGCAUGAGGAGAGUGGGAGACAUUAAUCCAGAGAUGACUGCAAUAUGGAAACGUCAGGUGUCCACAAGUCCAGGUAAACUAUGUGACGUUUCCUAUCGCAAGAAGGGUCUACUGAUGAAGGACUGGAGCCUGUCAGGAGCCAUGGUUAGGUCUUGGAUUGGUCAAUCAGGGAAUCAUCCCAUGAGGGCUACCGGUGAGUGGGCGUGGUGUAAAAGGAGAGCCAGUGAAGGAGACAGGUAAGAGGAGGACCAAUAGGCACGAUACCAUGAAAACUCAAAGGCCACUGGACUGUGACGCCCCUGGAAGAGAGAGUGACACCGAGGACUUAGCGCAAGGGCCAAAGACAGACCAGGUGCUCCUCCCCGGACCCUCCCGCCAUGGAGACACGGAAAAGACUCACUUGCCUCCUUCCUCCUCUUUUCCCCUCCUCCCCCGCCCACCUCCCUUCCAGCUUCCCAGAGCUGGGGGCAGCUCAGGAGGACCCUGGAUCAGCAGGUCUGUCUGGACAAAAGCAUUUGGUGUUUCAGGGGUCAGUGACCUUCAGGGAUGUGGUUGUGACCUUCAGCCCUGAGGAGUGGGGGCACCUGGACCCAUCCCAGAAGGCUCUCUACCAAGAGGUCAUGCUGGAAAACUACAGGAACAUGGUCUGCCUGGGACUUGCUGUUGCCCAGCCCAGUGUGAUGGACCAGUUGGAGCGAGGGGAAGCCCCUUGGACUCCAGAGGGAGAAGAUUGGGAGACUGGACCGAGGGCCGAGGAGUUUGGCCCAAAGCUGGGCGUUUCUAUGGAACACUCAUCCCAAGAGAAUGAUACCUAUAGUGUCCACUGGCUAGAAGCCUGGGCCACCAGGGACGCUGGCCUGGAGAGGGAACAGAGAGAGGAGGAGGAGGAGGCCAAGGGUGUUGGCAGAAGAUCCAAGCUAGGGCAAAGACCUGUCAGAGAGAGUGAGGCUUGCAGAAGGUUCUUCACGCAGGAUGCAGAGCUAAGUAAAUGGAACAGAAUCUGCUCCAAGAAGAUAUUUAUCAGUGAUAGUGAAUGUAGGAUAGGUUUCAACAGGAACUCACCCUUUGCUUCUCAUCAGUCACUUUGCACUGGAGAGAAACAUUAUCUGUGUAGUGAAUGUGGGAGGGCUUUUAACCACAGCUCAUCCCUGACUUCCCAUUACAGGGUUCACACUGGAGAGAAACCAUAUGAAUGCAAAGAUUGUGGGAAGGCUUUUUCCCAUAGCUCACAACUUACCUCCCAUUCCAGAACUCAUACUGGGGAGAAGCCCUAUGAAUGUAAGGAAUGUGGGAAGGCUUUCCUCCAGAGGACUCGGCUUAAUCGACACCAGAGUGUUCACACUGGUGAGAAACCCUACCAGUGUAACCAGUGUGGCAGGGCCUUUACAAGAAGCUCCUCCCUCAUUUCCCAUCACAGGAUUCACACUGGAGAGAAACCUUAUGAAUGCAAUGAGUGUGGGAAGGCCUUCAAUCGCAGCUCCUCACUCGUUUCCCAUCACAGGCUUCAUACAGGAGAGAAACCUUAUAAAUGUAAUGAAUGUGGGAAGGGCUUUCGCCUGAGGGCUGAACUCUCCCGCCACCAGACAGUUCACACUGGAGAGAAACCUUAUGAGUGUAAUGAAUGUAGGAAGACCUUCUGCUUGAGGGCUGAACUCACCAGACACCAGAUAAUUCACACUGGAGAGAAACGCUAUGAAUGUAAUGAAUGUGGGAAGGCCUUUACACGCAAUCCUUCCCUCAUCUCCCACUACAGGAUUCAUACUGGAGAGAAACCAUUUGAAUGUAAAGAAUGUGGGAAGGCCUUUGGCAGGAGAACAGGACUCAUUUAUCAUCAGAGGAUUCAUACUGGAGAAAAACCUUAUGAGUGCAGUGACUGUGAGAAGUCUUUCUCCCAUAGGUCAGAACUCACUUCUCAUUAUUGGAUUCAUCUUGGGGGGAAACCUUAUAAAUGUAAUGAAUGUGAGAAGGCCUUUGGUCAGAGAACACAAUUAAUUUGUCAUCAGAGGAUUCACACUGGAGAGAAACCCUUUGAAUGUAAGGACUGUGGAAAGGCCUUUACUCGCAGCUCAUCCCUUACGUCCCAUUACAGGAUUCACACUGGAGAGAAACCGUAUAAAUGUGUUGAAUGUGGGAAGACUUUUGGCCGGAGAACUGAAUUAAUUUAUCAUCAGAGAAUUCAUACUGGGGAGAAACCCUAUGAAUGUAAGGAAUGUGCAAAGGCCUUCUCUCACAGAUCAGAACUUACUUCUCAUCAGAGAAUUCAUACUGGAGGGAAGCCUUACAAAUGUAAGGAGUGUGGGAAGUCCUUCCGCCUGAGUUCACACUUUGCUCGACAUCAAAGAAUUCAUACUGGAGAGAAACCUUAUGAAUGUAGUAAAUGUGGGAAGACCUUCAACCGUAGCUCGUCCCUUGCUUCCCAUCACAGGAUUCACACUGGAGAGAAAACUCAUGAAUGUAAUGAAUGUGGGGAGGCUUUCCAUCUAAGGACUGAACUUACACAACAUCAAACAGUUCAUACUAGAGAGAAAUCUUAAGCCUGAUGAGUAGAAUAGAUGUAAAUCAGAUUGCAGACUGAUCCUUCUCUGAUCCCUUCCCUUCCUUAACCUCCCUCCACCCACCCCCAUCACUCUUCCUUGUGAGAAGGUGAGCAGUGGGAGGCAGAGCACACCAAUUAACUGACCCUGUCUGAUAGCGUGUGCCUCAGAGUCCAACAGUUUUGUGAACUGUUUUGGUCUGGCUUCUUGCACCUUAUUCCUGAAUCAUACUUUGCAGUCAGUUAUUAUCACUAUCCUCACGUACCAGUCCACCUUUAAUUGGAGUAAAUAAGUAUCAAAAUGUUGAUUUAAUUUGGCAGGGUCUUAUCCUCUUCUCUAGAAUCUCCCAGUGUCUUACUGGUCACUAGUAGGUGUGUUGGCACAUAAGUUGUGGUCAUUUUCCUGGAUUCUUUUUUUGUUGUUGUUGUAAAUAUUGGAAUCAAAACCAUUAAGCACUUAUGAUAUGUAAAGCACUGUGCUAAACCUCAGUCUGCAAACAUCACUGCUUCCAAGGAAUUCAGACUUUAAUGGAAAGAGCCACAUAUAGGGGAAGUUUCAGUUGUAUGUCAGAUGGAAAGAUCCCAUGGUCCUUGGAGAGUAGUAGCCAAGCAGAUGGUCAUGCCUCUUUUUAAAAUUUUUACCUAAAAUUGGAUCUUUAUUAUGUAUAACUUGAUUUUCUUUUUUCCAAUUUUUAGCAUUUUAAUUUAAAGUUUUGAGUUCCAAAUUCUAUUCCUUUUCCCUU
Molecule: messenger RNA, 4414 nt
Organism: Dromiciops gliroides (monito del monte)
Lineage: Eukaryota; Metazoa; Chordata; Mammalia; Microbiotheria; Microbiotheriidae
Product: zinc finger protein 883-like
Exons: 4
Coding region: 1516-3672 (718 amino acids)
Biological process (GO): regulation of transcription by RNA polymerase II
Cellular component (GO): nucleus
Molecular function (GO): RNA polymerase II transcription regulatory region sequence-specific DNA binding; DNA-binding transcription factor activity, RNA polymerase II-specific
Source: RefSeq, a predicted model, not a curated record